AUGCUCACGCCCGCAGAAGUACUUAAGCAAAAUGCGCAAAUGGUCAGCACUAGCCAAAGUGACUCAAAUGCCAAAACACAAGGUACUAGUGUAUUUGCCCGAUUUAAGGGCCAUCCGUGGAGAUUGUGGAAUGGGUAUUUUGCGUUACUUGGACGGAACCUGCCUUUUACGGGUAUUCAAUUCCCGAUGUUUGAGUAUAUCCGGUCACAUGUUAUUGAGAGGUAUAGGAGGCGCAAAGCUGUCAAGGCUGGUGCUGGUGCUUCUGCUUCUGCUUCUGCUUCUGGUGCUGGUGGUAAUAAGGAUGCGUCGGGCCAAAGAGACCAGCUCAUCGAGCGAGCUGGUUUAACCGGGCUUUCAGCGUCUGUAUCUGGAUCUAUAGCAUCGGUUAUUACCACACCUAUAGAUGUGAUUAAGACGCGCGUUAUGUUGUCUGCGAGUGACAAUACAGGCGCAGAGUCGGUGCGACGGGCUGUGAAAGACUCGAGGAAAGGUACUUGGGCUGUUGGGAAGCAGAUUGUACGCGAUGAGGGUGUUCGUGGUUUGUUUAGGGGUGGGAUGAUUCGGGGUGUUUGGACGGCUGUGUCGUUGAGUUUGUAUCUUGGGUUGUAUGAGGGUGGACGGUUUUAUCUUGAGAAUCGGCGGCGCAGUUUGGAAGAGGGUGCUGAGCGUUUAUAG
Molecule: messenger RNA, 675 nt
Organism: Penicillium subrubescens
Lineage: Eukaryota; Fungi; Ascomycota; Eurotiomycetes; Eurotiales; Aspergillaceae
Product: putative mitochondrial carrier protein
Exons: 2
Coding region: 1-675 (224 amino acids)
Cellular component (GO): mitochondrial inner membrane
Molecular function (GO): S-adenosyl-L-methionine transmembrane transporter activity
Source: RefSeq, a predicted model, not a curated record